ACAUUACCAUUAAAAAAUUUUUUUUUACUAUGUUGCACUUGCAUAUAUUACUCGCAAGUGUAUUUUUCAUUCAAUUUUCGGUCAAAAACUAUGCUAAUGUUACGCCAGAAGUUGAGACAGUCGAGACAGUUGAGACAACAAGUUUAAAACUCCCAAGAUAUGGUUCAAAGUCACAUUACAAGCAUCCAUUGUGUGACAUAAACUGUCGAUAUGGAUAUGAGACGGGUGAAGGCAUCUAUCCUCUAUGCAAAUGCAAACCUGAGCCAGAUAAUGUUACGCCAGAAGUUGAGACAGUUGAGACAAUUGAGACAACAAGUUUAAAACUCCCAAGAUAUGGUUCAAAGUCACAUUACAAGCAUCCAUUGUGUGACAUAAACUGUCGAUAUGGAUAUGAGACGGGUGAAGGCAUCUAUCCUCUAUGCAAAUGCAAACCUGAGCCAGAGUCUGAAUGUCCAUUGUGUGGUAUUAAUUGUGAAUACGGAUUUGAGACGGGAGAGGGUAUUUGCCCGCUAUGCAAAUGCAAACCUAAGCCAGAUGAGCCUGUAUGUCCAUUGUGUAAAAUAUAUUGCCAAUAUGGAUUCGAAACAGGUGAUGGUAUUUGCCCGCCAUGCAAAUGCAAACCUAAGCCAGAUGAACCUGUGUGUCCUUUGUGUUAUAAAAAUUGCCAAUAUGGAUACGAGAAAGGUGAAGGCAAUUGCCCAUCAUGCAAAUGCAAACCUAAGCCAGAUAAGCCUGUAUGUCUUGUGUGCUAUAUUAAUUGCCAAUAUGGAUUCGAGAAAAGUGAAGGCAAUUGUCCGUCAUGCAAAUGUAAACCUAAGCCAGAGCCUGUAUGUCCUGUGUGCUAUAUAAAUUGCCAAUAUGGAUUCGAGAAAGGUGAAGGAAAUUGCCCGUCAUGCAAAUGCAAACCUAAGCCAGAGCCUGUAUGUCCUGUGUGCUAUAUUAAUUGCCAAUAUGGAUUCGAGAAAGGUGAAGGCAAUUGUCCGUCAUGCAAAUGUAAACCUAAGCCAGAGCCUGUAUGUCCUGUGUGCUAUAUAAAUUGCCAAUAUGGAUUCGAGAAAGGUGAAGGCAAUUGCCCGUCAUGCAAAUGCAAACCUAAGCCAGAGCCUGUAUGUCCUGUGUGCUAUAUUAAUUGCCAAUAUGGAUUCGAGAAAAGUGAAGGCAAUUGUCCGUCAUGCAAAUGUAAACCUAAGCCAGAGCCUGUAUGUCCUGUGUGCUAUAUAAAUUGCCAAUAUGGAUUCGAGAAAGGUGAAGGCAAUUGCCCGUCAUGCAAAUGCAAACCUAAGCCAGAGCCUGUAUGUCCUGUGUGCUAUAUAAAUUGCCAAUAUGGAUUCGAGAAAGGUGAAGGCAAUUGUCCGUCAUGCAAAUGUAAACCUAAGCCAGAGCCUGUAUGUCCUGUGUGCUAUAUAAAUUGCCAAUAUGGAUUCGAGAAAGGUGAAGGCAAUUGUCCGUCAUGCAAAUGUAAACCUAAGCCAGAGCCUGUAUGUCCUGUGUGCUAUAUUAAUUGCCAAUAUGGAUUCGAGAAAGGUGAAGGCAAUUGUCCGUCAUGCAAAUGUAAACCUAAGCCAGAGCCUGUAUGUCCUGUGUGCUAUAUUAAUUGCCAAUAUGGAUUCGAGAAAAGUGAAGGCAAUUGUCCGUCAUGCAAAUGUAAACCUAAGCCAGAGCCUGUAUGUCCUGUGUGCUAUAUAAAUUGCCAAUAUGGAUUCGAGAAAGGUGAAGGCAAUUGCCCGUCAUGCAAAUGCAAACCUAAGCCAGAGCCUGUAUGUCCUGUGUGCUAUAUAAAUUGCCAAUAUGGAUUCGAGAAAGGUGAAGGCAAUUGUCCGUCAUGCAAAUGUAAACCUAAGCCAGGUAGUAUAACUAUCUAA
This is a messenger RNA of Gordionus sp. m RMFG-2023, 1862 nucleotides long. Its product is annotated as cysteine-rich motor neuron 1 protein-like. The transcript is spliced from 21 exons. The record is from RefSeq and is a predicted model, not a curated record. Bases 30 to 1862 code for a protein of 610 amino acids. NCBI's taxonomy places the organism in Eukaryota, Metazoa, Nematomorpha, Gordioida, Chordodea, Parachordodidae.